GGUCAUUUGAGGGCCCAAUUUUAGGAGUCUCUGGACAGCGCUGAAAUAAUCGGUGCCAACGGCCUGGAUCGUGAUCGGGACAAUUUUGUUCGGCAGGAUUGUCGGCAGGAGCACCCGAUUGUCGCGCUCGACCAGCACUGCUUCUUUCCUUUUGACCCGGUGAGGGAGCUUUACUUUCACUCCCGACCGGACCUUGCGGCUUUCUUUAGGUCCUCGCCGCCGACGGUCUCGCGGUGUGCUUCAGCAUUUUCACACAUCAAUCUCCUGCCAUACCCUACCUCCUUUUUAGCUCGGACCUCUAAGUAGAGCAGCGCCAAGAUGGCGCCCAAGAAGGAGGACCGCAAGGGCGGCGAGGAGACCCUCACGCGUAUUGCCAUCGUCAGCGAGGACAAGUGCAAGCCCAAGAAGUGUCGUCAGGAGUGCAAGAAGAGCUGCCCCGUCGUCAAAGUCGGCAAGCUCUGUAUUGAGGUCGCGCCGAACUCCAAGAUUGCAUGGAUUUCCGAGGAGCUGUGCAUCGGUUGCGGUAUCUGCGUGAAGAAAUGCCCGUUCGAGGCGAUCAUGAUCAUCAACCUGCCCAAGGACCUCGAAAAGGAGACCACGCACCGCUACGGCCCCAACACCUUCAAGCUGCACAGGCUGCCCAUGCCUCGCCCCGGCCAGGUGCUGGGCCUGGUGGGCACCAACGGCAUCGGCAAGUCCACGGCGCUCAAGGUGCUGGCGGGCAAGCUCAAGCCCAACCUGGGCCGCUUCACGAACCCGCCUGACUGGCAGGAGAUCCUCACCUACUUCCGCGGCAGCGAGCUGCAGAACUACUUCACGCGCAUCCUGGAGGACAACCUGAAGGCCAUCAUCAAGCCCCAGUACGUGGACCACAUCCCCAAGGCUGUGCGCGGCAACGUGCUGGAGGUGCUGGUGCAGAAGGACCAGCGCGACGUCAAGGACAUGCUGCUGCAGGACCUGGACCUGGAGCAGGUGACGGACCGCAACGUGGAGAACCUGUCGGGCGGCGAGCUGCAGCGCUUCGCCAUCGCGGUGGUGGCGUGCCAGCAGGCGGACGUGUACAUGCUGGACGAGCCGUCCUCCUACCUGGACGUGCGGCAGCGCCUCAAGGCGGCGCAGGUGAUCCGCUCGCUGCUGGCGGUUGACAAGUUCGUCAUCGUGGUGGAGCACGACCUGUCCGUGCUCGACUACCUGUCCGACUUCAUCUGCUGCCUGUACGGCAGGCCCGGAGCGUACGGCGUGGUCACGCUGCCCUUCGGCGUGCGCGAGGGCAUCAACAUCUUCCUGGCGGGUUUCGUGCCCACCGAGAACCUGCGGUUCCGCGAGGAGUCGCUGACGUUCAAGGUGGUGGAGCAGCAGGAGGGCGAGGUGGUGAAGAAGUUCAGCCGCUUCAAGUACCCCAAGCUCAAGAAGACGCAGGGCAACUUCUCUCUGGAGGUGGAGGCGGGCGAGUUCACAGACUCGGAGAUCCUGGUCAUGCUGGGCGAGAACGGCACCGGCAAGACCACCUUCAUCCGCAUGCUGGCGGGCGCGCUGCCCUCCGACCCCAUGGAGGGCGAGGACGGCGAGGAGCCCGAGUCGCUGCCGCAGUUCAACGUGAGCUACAAGCCGCAGAAGAUCAGCCCCAAGUUCGAGGGCACGGUGCGGCAGCUGCUGCACAAGCGCAUCCGCGAGAGCUACAUCCACCCGCAGUUCAACGCGGACGUGAUGAAGCCGCUGACCAUCGAGGCGCUGAUGGACCAGGAGGUGCAGAACCUGUCGGGAGGAGAGCUGCAGCGUGUGGCCAUCACUCUGGCUCUGGGCCAGCCAGCCGACAUCUACCUCAUCGACGAGCCGUCCGCCUACCUGGACUCGGAGCAGCGCAUCAUGGCCGCAAAGGUCAUCAAGCGCUUCAUCAUGCACAGCAAGAAGACGGCGUUCAUCGUGGAGCACGACUUCAUCAUGGCCACCUACAUGGCGGACCGCGUCAUCGUGUACGAGGGCGAGCCCUCCAAGAGGGCCUUUGCGCGCACGCCGCAGAGCCUGCAGACCGGCAUGAACAAGUUCCUGGCCAACCUGGACAUCACCUUCCGCCGCGACCCCACCAACUACCGCCCGCGCAUCAACAAGUGGGGCUCCACGAAGGACCGCGAGCAGAAGGAGGCCGGCACCUUCUACUACAUCGGCGACGACUAGAUGCGGGGCGACUAGAUGCGGGGCGACUAGAUGCGGCUAAGAUGUGGCGGGUGUGAAAGAGGCUGCUGUGGAAGAGGCGGGUGAGGAAGAGGCAGGUAUGGAUGAGGCGGGUGUAGAUGAGGCGGCUAGGCUGGUGGCCAGGCGGCCAGGCGGCCGGAGCGCAUGCGCGAGGCUAUGGCGGUGACGGUGGAGUGUGAGCAUGGGACAAAGCUGCAUCGGCAGCUCGGCAGUCGGGCGCGGAGGUUGCGCGGCGGGCCGAGACGAGGAGACGAGUGUGGGGAGGGCGCCAGGGCUGGAGGCUUGCGUUUGGGGCAGAUUAAGGCGCGGCAAGGGUGCGUGUGGGGCGCGGUGUCGGCGUUUGUGUGUAUUGUUGUUUCGCUUUGCACGAUCCUGUGUACCGGCGCGUCAACACAACGGGACUGUGCCGUGGGUUUGCCGUACGCAAGGGAGAUCCGGGUCGGGGCUGGUGCGUGGGGUGCUGGCGCACUGGUCAUUGUGAUGACGCAGCGCGCCGGGGUGGUGUGGGUUUGGCGUGUGUGUUGGGGUUGUUGGGCGUGCAAGCCCGUGCAUUCGGAUACUAUGAUAGCUCGGUCGGAGGGCAGGUGGUGAUACGGACGGGAGUUCGUUGAAGGGCUUCGGACAGGCACGGGCCUGCAGCUUCGCUGGCAAUUACCGGUAGAUACAGAAGACGCUAAUCGUGGGGUUCGCGGAGAGCCUUGCUGCGCGCCUAGAGUGGCUUUGAGAUAUCCGAGCGCUGAGACGAAAUUACGAAAAGAGAGGUGCGAGCGGCAUAGGCAGAGAUGUAGCACAUGUGCUGGCGGUGCCAGUCCCAGUCCCGCAAAACAGGGAAGGCUUUCGUGUGCGCCUGCUCGGCACAUGGCGCUUGGAAGGGAUGUGUCAGGGAUGUGUGUCUGUGUGGAGCGGAACGGGCUUUCGUGGCUUGCGGACGGCCGCAUAGUCAGUCAGCUUGCCAUCCGGCUCGGGAUGUGGGUGAUGCCGACGCAGCUCGGGUGUGAAUUGGCGUGUCGAAGGGGCACACACGUUGCGCGGCAAACGACCUAAAACGACCAAUGUAAGACGGCCAGGUA
Chlamydomonas reinhardtii is the source of this 3263-nucleotide messenger RNA. RefSeq lists its product as uncharacterized. Gene Ontology annotation, molecular function: iron ion binding; ATP hydrolysis activity; ATP binding. Gene Ontology annotation, biological process: translational termination; translational initiation; ribosomal subunit export from nucleus. The transcript is spliced from 18 exons. Lineage: Eukaryota; Viridiplantae; Chlorophyta; Chlorophyceae; Chlamydomonadales; Chlamydomonadaceae. The record is from RefSeq and is a predicted model, not a curated record. The coding region runs from base 319 to 2175 and encodes 618 amino acids.